AUGCCAAUACCAGCACCAUCUCGGGUGACAGCGGCAGAUGAUGCAUUCUUUCUGGCCCCAACAUGGCCGACCAAUGGAAUGCCUUCGUUUUAUCAUGACUCGCUGACAGGGAAUGUUGGCCAUACCUUUGAUCGCGACUUUCUCUUGCCCAACCUCGACUCGACCUUCGACUUCACAGACAUAGGUGCUCAUUUGGUCAAUCCGGCAGCUAUUAGCAUUAACAGCGCUCCAGAUACUCUGACAGGACUGGGACGAGGCAAUGCAGCGGGCGAUAUUGAAAGCUCAGACGCCAUAGCCAAACUUUCCAAGAUGAACCUCGACUUACACAUCCGCAUCACAGCCACUGAAAGGAACAAGGCGAUUCUAGACUUGAAUAGCAUCCUCUACCAAGAAAGCCCCUUGUUUAUUCACAAUUCCACCUUGGCCGAGUUUAUGUUGAACACAUCGGAAGAGUUCUUGCAGAUACUGAAGCGGCUCCGCAGCUCACAAAAUCCGUUCACACUGCCGUCGCAAUCCCCCCAUGAUAACCGCCAUAAUCCGACCGCCGCCUUUUCUUUGACCUACCCCUUCGCCGCCGCGCAACCCUUGCUAGGGCCUCUCUCCCUGACCAUCACAAGUAUCUUUAGCCAGCUCAUUUCUCUCUACGAGCUGUUUCUUGAGCACCUCACUGCCCGACUCGCGCGACUCGCCAUUGACCCUAUCGCCACUAUCCCAGGCAUCACCUUUGGAGGGUUGCCCAUAGAAAACCCAUGCCUGCAGGGUCUACUCUUCUGUAACGUCACUGUCCACCGAUUGGAGGGGAUGGAACGUGCUCUAGGUAUCAGUGAGACGCCUGAGGGGGGUACAGUAGGUUUGCUAUCAGCCAGACAGAUCGAUGUGCUUUGGAGUGAGCUAGACGGGAGGAUUGGUAUCACGCCUUGUAACGGAGCCACGCGACUCGCUCGUGUGAAGAGACUACUUGGAAAAGUGGCCAUUAUAUUCAAGACGCUCUCUGUGAGUAAACAGAUGGCAAUGUCUGUUGGCAGCAUUAAAUCGCCCGCUGGCCGUGGCGAGAACAACACAAUCGUUGAUUUCCGCAUCUAA
Aspergillus udagawae is the source of this 1083-nucleotide messenger RNA. RefSeq lists its product as uncharacterized. The coding region runs from base 1 to 1083 and encodes 360 amino acids. The transcript has a single exon. The record is from RefSeq and is a predicted model, not a curated record. NCBI's taxonomy places the organism in Eukaryota, Fungi, Ascomycota, Eurotiomycetes, Eurotiales, Aspergillaceae.